Nicotiana attenuata is the source of this 1146-nucleotide messenger RNA. RefSeq lists its product as uncharacterized. The coding region runs from base 1 to 1146 and encodes 381 amino acids. The transcript has a single exon. The record is from RefSeq and is a predicted model, not a curated record. Lineage: Eukaryota; Viridiplantae; Streptophyta; Magnoliopsida; Solanales; Solanaceae.
AUGGCUAAGGCUCUACACCUAGGACCUUGGUUCAUUUCUGAAAACUUCCUAUCCGUACGUAAAUGGGAACCAAAAUUUGUUCCUCAAGAAGCCACCCUUACUUCUACUGCCAUUUGGAUCCGGGUUCCUCAAUUACCAACAGAGUUCUAUGACCAGGAUAUCUUGAAAAAAGUUGGGAGGAAACUAGGUAAAUUACUCAAGAUAGACAAAUGUACAUCCUCUACCCUAAGGGGAAGAUAUGCUUGCAUCUGUAUCCAAGUUCCACUGGAAACCCCAGUAGAAACAUCAGUAAUAAUAGGAGACCAUAAGCAGGCUGUGAUCUAUGAAGGAGAGGGAACCCUAUGCACUAUUUGUGGCAGAAUAGGACACACGGCAUUUAGCUGCAACUAUAGGGUACAAAAACCCACAGCAACCCAAGAACCACAAGACGAUCAUGAAGGGAAAGCAGUCAUUUCGGAGGAAAGCAAAUGGAAAACUGUCACCUUCCCACGAAGACGUAAGCAGGGACAAGAAAAUACAAUAAACAAAAAUGAAGGUAAAACGAACAAACCACAACAUGCUCCACAGACGGAAGAGAUACAGGUAAAUAUGUUCGAUGUCAAUUCAGGUAAAUUCCUACAAACUCAAACUCUUCGUUAUAAUUCAAAAAAAUUAUUAAAUGACCAAAAAACCAAAAAAAGGCCAAAUGUCCGAAACAAAAAAUUCACCAGUACACAAGAUCUGCCCAAAUACGGACACAAUACAGGCCCACCGAUGCAGCCCAAUACAGGCGCCAAACAAAAAGCGAGGCCAACAAAUGACGAUCCCACUAACACCAAUCAUGAGCCCAGCUUCCAAGGGGACUCUAGCCCAACUCCCAAUAGCUCAAACACCAUGUCUGGUGAAACACCCAAUGGGGCCGAUCCCUCUUCCCCAAACGGGCACUCCACCAAGGCCACCACUGAUAGCCCAAUUCCCCACCCAAACAUCCAAACCUACGCUUUCCCUACCAAAUCUCCUGAAAUAAUCUCUAAUGGAGAAAUUCCAACAGUUACCAACAGCAAUCGAGUGCCGUAUUUGCUACCCCUCCUAUUUCCAAAUGAAAAGACCUCAACCGUCACCUCCAUUACAUCCCCAAUUAAUGAACACACCACCCCCUGGCUCUGA